AUGACGAGGAACCUUGCGAAGCCCACCAUCACGUCGCCCGGGUUUCUGCUCUGCCGCUACAACAAGGACGGCGACGACGAGGAGAAGAACGACCGCGGCCGCUCCGGAUACAACAAGGACGGCGAUGACGACGAAGAGGGCCAGAACAAGGGCCGCUCCGGCUACAAUAAGGAUGGCGACGACGAGGAGGACAAAUAA
This is a messenger RNA of Colletotrichum acutatum, 198 nucleotides long. RefSeq lists its product as uncharacterized. The transcript has 2 exons. Bases 1 to 198 code for a protein of 65 amino acids. The record is from RefSeq and is a predicted model, not a curated record. Lineage: Eukaryota; Fungi; Ascomycota; Sordariomycetes; Glomerellales; Glomerellaceae.